UCAAUAUACAGUUCAAAGUAUCAGUUUGAAUUAUUGCAAUACUAAAUGUUUGUUGUCCAUUAUCAUUUUCACAUAGCUUUGUCUAUACUUCAUUUCACUGCAGGAACUCAGAAAGGCCCUUCCAAGCAUGCACAGCUGUAGAUAUAAAUUUUUAAAAUGUGUUGUUCUAUACAACAAAAUUGUUUGUGGUGCAGGUUUGAUCUCCUCCUGUUUCUAUCUCUCUACCCUCCCUGUAACCACAUCCAUUUGUAAUCCAGCUAUCAGCAUUCAUCUUUUUACUAUAAACAUUGAUGAUUUCGUAUCACUGCAUAUGAUAAUGAAGUAAUCAUGUUGUUUUGAUGUACUGUUUUAUGGUAAUGUGUGAAACUCUGGAUCUUGUGGCUAAGGCUAAACUCAACAGACCAUCUGGAGAAGCCUCACCUCAGGAUGGGUAACUAAUAAUUGAGCGGGUAACUAAAUAUUCAAAAACACUACGUAAUCCCAGAGUACAUUGCUCCACUGUCUGCAUUACCUAAUCCCAUAAGCCAUCGCGAGGGGGGGCGUGGAUAUGGCUCGUUGUCAGAGCAACCUGCAUGUCAUUAGACAUGCACCGCCCACCAAAUCAUCUCAAGCCAAUCAGAAGCCGUAGAAAUGACAUCAUUGUUAUUUUCAGUAGAGCUGCAGCUUAGAGGUGGAUAAAGUUCGUCUCCACGUUGGAAGUGAUAGAAAGUAUUAUCCCUAUUCAGGCACCGUUUCUAGUUUUUGGGAAGGAGGAUAAAUCAGAAAGGACCCUUGAGGUGUAAACACACUGAGGCUCGGCGGCAGGGGAACGACGUUUUUUUGUUGAUGAUCGCACGGGUCACAAGAGAAAAGUUUUCUCAGGACACUAAGUUGUCAAGUGAGUUGAACUUCAACAAUAGGCGGACUCUAUCAAAAGACAGUUGAGAGAUAGUGAGUCACAGGACAUAUGUAAACAGUCAUUUUGGAUUUUUUUUUUCCCCAAGGAGAAAAGACCACCCUCGAGGUGAUAAAAACUUUAUGUCCAGAAAAAUGGAAGCGACGUUCUACGAAGAAGCCGUGAAUGCCUCAAACUCUCAGCAUGAAGGGACGGCAGUGUAUGGGUUCAACCCCAAAACCCUCAAACAGACCAUGACCCUGAACCUAAACGACCCGAAGAACUUCAAACCCCAGCUGGGCGCCAAGGCCCUGGACAUCCUGACGUCCCCUGAUGUCGGGUUACUGAAGCUGGCCUCGCCUGAACUGGAGAGAUUAAUCAUCCAGUCGUGCAGCGGGCUGACGACUCCCACCCCGACCCAGUUCGUCUGUCCCAAGAACAUCACCGACGAGCAGGAGGGUUUCGCUGAAGGGUUUGUGAGGGCUCUGGCUGAGCUCCACUAUCAACAGCAGAUACCGGUCGUCCACCCUGACGCACAGACCGGCGCCACCAACAGCGUAUCCGGUACUGCUGCCUCCGAGAGCGGCGGGAUUCCCUACAGCUGCACGGUACGCAGCGAGCCGCCAGAGUACACAAACUUGGGCAAUUUCAGUCGGGCUGUGAGCUCUGCGUCUGGACCUGCCGGCGAGAGGCACCCUGCUACAAGUUACCCUGCCGCCCCACAACCGUCCCACAACCACAUGGACCACCAGCUGGCGGCGGCUCAGCACCCGCGGCUACACGCGCUCAAAGAGGAGCCGCAGACGGUGCCAGAGAUGUCCGGCGAGACCCCGCCGCUCUCCCCCAUCGACAUGGAGAGCCAGGAGCGCAUCAAAGCGGAGAGGAAGCGUAUGAGGAACCGGGUGGCCGCGUCCAAAUGCCGGAAAAGGAAGCUGGAAAGGAUCUCCCGGCUGGAGGACAGGGUCAAAAACCUGAAGAGCCAAAAUACGGAGUUGGUUUCCUCUGCCAAUGUCCUCCGGGACGAGCUGGCUCUGCUCAAGCAAAAGGUCAUGGACCACGUUAACAGCGGCUGCCAGCUCAUUUUGACGCAGCAGCUCCAAGCUUACUAGACUGCCAAGGGAAAAGAACCAGGGGACAUUUCUUGAGGACCAAAUGCAGCUUAAAAUGGCCUGUCCAGCCUCGCAGGGGGGGUCUCAUUUCAACUUUCCACCAAAUGAUCCGCCCAGGCUGUAUCCACACACGAAUGGUGACUUACGAGAUACUUGUAAUUGGUCAGUAUAAUGAGCUGUAACGGAGCAAAGGCCACCAAACUCAUUGCACAGACUCACAGCUCAGAGGGAACAUGUGCUCAUAUUACACCUCUGAUGUGACUUUGUUACGUAUUUCUGACAAUUUUUCUUUUCUUUUUUUUUUAAUUUCCAUCCAAAACUACAAAAUCAAAUUUGUAUUCAGUCAACCAGGGAAACAUGGCAAGUGUCCACACCUUGCCACAAGCUAAUUGUCAAUUGAUUAUGGCCCACACAGUCUUCCAUCCUGACAGGACCGUCAGCACUCGAGGGCGAUCAAAUUGCAAAAGGACAGAAACACAAUGUGAACCAGGUCUUGCCCUGCAAAUCUUCCACUAUGUGAAGUGUAUGUAUGUAUAUAUGUAUGCAUAUAGACUUGAGUCAAGCACUGAGUAUCCCACCAGCGACUAGCCUACAUGUACAGAGUAACACUUACAAAAAAAAGUUUCACACCUUUACGCAAGGACUCUUAUAGGUGUGUGUAGCGUUUACUGAUAAGAACUGCCUUACUUUCUUAACCCUUGUGUUCAUACAACUUUGUGAUAUAGGUGUAACUAAUGUUAGACCUGAAAUAACACUUUGUAAUAAUAUUUGUACGCUGUUCUUUGAGCACUUCGACUGUAAAUAUGAGAAAAUAAAAUGUUAGACACG
Seriola aureovittata is the source of this 2811-nucleotide messenger RNA. Its product is annotated as transcription factor Jun-like. Gene Ontology annotation, molecular function: DNA-binding transcription factor activity, RNA polymerase II-specific; transcription factor binding; RNA polymerase II cis-regulatory region sequence-specific DNA binding. The record is from RefSeq and is a predicted model, not a curated record. The transcript has a single exon. Bases 1018 to 1983 code for a protein of 321 amino acids. Gene Ontology annotation, biological process: regulation of cell cycle; regulation of cell population proliferation; regulation of transcription by RNA polymerase II. Gene Ontology annotation, cellular component: transcription regulator complex. NCBI's taxonomy places the organism in Eukaryota, Metazoa, Chordata, Actinopteri, Carangiformes, Carangidae.